CUUCUUAUUCUUACUCACCUAACCAAACUUUCUUAGCGUGUCUGUAUUCUUGUUAUAUACACGUUUGCGAAGCGCUUUUGAAAUUCGGCAGGAGAUAAUUUUAAAAAAGUUGCAACAUGACUGAUGUUGAAGCCAAGACUCCCACAAAGAGGAAGAACUUCUCAAAUGCACAAGAUAAAAAAGGUUCUGUAAAGAAGGCAAAACUAGAUCAUCUCAAGUCACCUCAGAAAGGUAUAUCACCGAAACAAAAAUUCAAUAAGAAAAACAAGAAAAACAGUGAAUCGGAAAAUAAUUCUCCCAAAAAAUUAAAACCGUUUCCUGGUACCCAGCCACCAGGAGGGAAAAUUAAAAAAAAUAUUAAAGAAGUAAAAGCAAAUGAUACGACUGGAGGAAAUGAAAAGAAAACAAAGAAAAGGGGCUCUUUUUACAAUUUAGAACUUCAAAUUAAAUCGGGUGACAAAGGUGUUCUAAAAACCAUUGAGGAGAAACUAAAAGCAAUUCAGAGCCGCAGUGAACUUUCAAAAACUGCUAGAAGGAAAGUAAAAUUAUUGCAGAGGUUGCAAAGAAUUGCUACAGGGGAACCUGUAGGGCAACCUCAACAGAAAGCUCCACACAGUAAAUCGGAAGCUACGAAACGCCGUGAAAGGAAAAAAAAUGCGAAGAAAGCCUCCGCAGAAUCUAGCAUAGUUAAAAAUGAAUCGAAGAAAAUUGUGCAGCAGUCAAAUGAUGUGAAAACAAAUGGAAAAGCUAAUAAAAAUCAGAAAAUACAGAAUAAGAAGGCAGCCCAGAAGGCCAUUCCUCAGAAGCAGGUGGAACAAGAUGACGAUGAUUCAGAUGAUAUUGAUUCAGAUGAAGAUGAGAUAGAUUUGGAAGAAGGUGAAUCAGGCAGUGAAGAUGAAGUAGAUGCUGAAGAAGAAUCGGGAGAGGAAGAAGAGGAUGUUGAUGAAUCUGGUGAAGAGGAAGAUGUAGAAGAGGAGGGGUCUGAUGACGCCGAAGAAGAGGAGGAAUCCGAUGAAGAUGAAGAGGAGGAAGAUAGUCCCCCGCCUCCAAAGAUCAAAAGAAAUAGUGGUUCAACAGGUGUAUCUUCAAACAAGAAACAGAAAAUAGCCAUCAGCAACGAAAAAGAAUCGAACAAUACAAAAACUGUUGAUUUGGAGCAACUGAAAGAAAACAAUUUAGUUGUUAAAAAUCAAAAGAGAUUUGUCUUAUUUGUUGGAAAUAUUCCAUAUGAAACUAAUAAACAAGAUUUAAUCGAGCAUUUUAAGAAAUCUGGGGAGAUUAAACAUGUUAGAAUACCAACAGAAAAGAAAACUUCCAAACCUAGAGGUUUUGCAUAUGUAGAAUUAUCUGAUGAAGAAACAUAUCAGAAAUGCUUGUCAAUGCAUCACACUUUGCUUAAAGGCCGUCGGAUUAAUGUCUUAUACACGCAAGGUGGUAAAAAGAAAGGGGAGGACAAGAAAAAGGAAAUUAAAGCCAAAAAUUUUAAACUUCAUGCAAUGCGAAAACAAGGCCAACUUGCAGGGAGUAAGAAACAGACUCAAAAGAGAUCAUUUCGCAGGGCUAAAAAAAAUGUUAACAAAAACGAAAAUGAAGAUCAGCUAGAUUGAGAUAAUAAAAUCUAGGGUGAAACUAUUAUGUUAAUUUAAUCAAAGACAAGUUGUUUCCUGGGUAUUAUUGAAUUAAGUCAACUGCGUUAACAUUAAGGGACACAUUUUCACUAUGUAUAAAACAUAAAAAAAUGGUCCCUCGCAUGUUAUAUCUACAUGCUAAAAACUGCAUAGACAUUUAUUUGGGUGAAUUAUUUUAGUUGUGUAUGUGAAAUAUAUAAUAGUUGAUUUAUGUUGUUAAAGGACUAAAUAUGACUGGAUUUUUAUAUAAGAUGUGACAUUACUGAGUAUUUUGCUUUUACUAAUAGCACUCUGUUUUAAGAAGAACAUUAAUUGUAUUAAAGUUAAUGUGGUGAAUAAAAAUAAAAUACGUU
Anoplophora glabripennis (Asian longhorned beetle) is the source of this 1981-nucleotide messenger RNA. Its product is annotated as nucleolin 1. The record is from RefSeq and is a predicted model, not a curated record. Bases 117 to 1607 code for a protein of 496 amino acids. Gene Ontology annotation, molecular function: RNA binding. NCBI's taxonomy places the organism in Eukaryota, Metazoa, Arthropoda, Insecta, Coleoptera, Cerambycidae. The transcript is spliced from 4 exons.